This is a messenger RNA of Gadus macrocephalus (Pacific cod), 967 nucleotides long. RefSeq names its product PTTG1 interacting protein b (gene pttg1ipb). Gene Ontology annotation, biological process: protein import into nucleus. Bases 110 to 628 code for a protein of 172 amino acids. NCBI's taxonomy places the organism in Eukaryota, Metazoa, Chordata, Actinopteri, Gadiformes, Gadidae. The record is from RefSeq and is a predicted model, not a curated record. Gene Ontology annotation, cellular component: cytoplasm; nucleus. The transcript has 7 exons.
AAAAAAGAAAAAAAGAAAAAGAAGGAAGGUAUCCACCCCUCUUCAGCUGCUUACAAAUCCGCGACUCAAAAGUUUUACUUUAGUGAUAGAAUUUUGGCCAAAUCCCGAAAUGUCCGGAAUGUAUAGAAUAGCGUUUUUAGUUGUGAUCUUCACCAUGAGCGGCAUCAGAAGUGGUGACUCGCAGACCGUGGAUCCUCCGGGAGUCCCUUGUGCCUCAAAGUCCAACACCACUUGUGAAGACUGCCUUAAGAAUGUCACUUGUUUGUGGUGCAUGUCAACGAAGGAAUGUGUGGACUACCCUGUGAGAAGCAUCCUGCCUAAACCCAGUGUGUGUCCAUUAAAUAAUGCACGAUGGGGUCUCUGCUGGGUCAAUUUCCAGAGCCUGAUCAUUACCAUGUCAGUGCUGGCAGGCAUCAUCAUCAUUGCCAUCCUGGUUUGCUGUUUCUGCUGCUGUAAAUGUGAAAAAAUCGGGAACAAGCGACAGGACGCAAGAGCUGCCCAACAGGAGCACGCGAGGAAGGCCCGCAAGGAUGAGAGAAAGUCUGAGAUGAAUGUGCGUCACGAAGAAGUCAGGCAGAAAUAUGGUCUUACAAAGGGGAAUCCUUAUUCACGCAUGGAUGAAAAUUAAGAAACAAUCCAGGCGAAGAAGACGCAAUAGUAACAGAAUCUCAACAACUAUUGUGUCUUUAAUCAGAAAUUGUUGUGAUGUUGUAUCGUUAGGUCCCUGUGGAUUGUCGUUCCUAUCAAGUAGAAUGUGUUAGACUGUGAUGUUAGAUUUUUAUUUCAUGCCAAUGACAGAUAAAGAAUGUGAUGUUAAACCAUGUAAAUUGAAAAUGCACUCCAUUGAAUCACAUUUCAUUAUAUUGCCUCUUUACAUAGAUAUCAUGUGAUUAUGUUUUCCACUGUAGUCAUUUGUUUCUGUUAUGCUGUAUGUUUCAUUAUCAAAAAGAGUAAAGCCUUAAAUUGA